CGCGCGCACACGCAAAAUCAUCCGUCGGCAAGCGUUCGGGGCGGGAGCAAAAUCGCGGCUUAGCCAAUUUCCAGUUCAACCCUCCCCAAAAGCAGACGGUCCUCGCGUGCGGUGUCCGUGUGUGUGUGUGCGGGUGUUUUGUGUGUUGUGCGCGAAUCUUUUCUACGGCCGUCGUUUCGAUGGGUGUCGUCGUCGGUGUACCUUUCUCGCAAUAGAAAGUUCCCGAAACAGCAAGCAAAAGGUGGUCGGCCGUACUAGGAAGUGAUCUGUGGGUGCAUUACAGCGUGUGUAAAGGUCGGAUCAGCAGCGUGGAGAAGAAAAAAACACAGGAAACCAUGCUCCAGUGGACCGGGACACCGCGGAACUGAACUGGAUGUGUGGUGCGCCUAUCGCUCGUUCCACGUGCUCGUGCGUCCAAACUGCCCCAAGCCCCAAGCCACGUGAACCGGCCUCUCGCAUUGCUGCAGAGUGAAGAAAGAGAGGGGAACGGGGGAGGUUCAAUUCGAUCCAGCUGGGAGGAAAUAAGCAUCAUGACCACCACCACGACCUACAAACCGAAGGUAAACCUCAGCGAAGAGCUGGGCGAACGGCAUGGCCGCGAGAUCGAGGAUGACUUCGGUGGCAAGGGCAUCGCGGUGGUCGUGCCGGAUCGGAACGCGAGCGCCGCCGCCAUUGAACUGCAGGCGGAGGCGGCCGCCCACCAGAUGAUCCUGGCGGCGGCAGGGUCCGCCGCCACCGUCUACCUAACCGAAACGUUCUACAUCAGCUCGAAGAAGAACACCGUGUUCGAGGUGCGGCUCACCGACAAGGGCCUCUGCCUGAAGAAGCAAUCGAACGGCGCGACGAAGGAGCAAACGAUCCCGCUGAAAGACAUCAUCGGCUGCCGGUGUUUGCGCAGCAAGCGCCGGUCGCGCGGCAGCUCCUCCUGUACCUGCGCGUCCAUCUCGAGCUCGAGCCAGCUGAAGGUGGUGGAGGAAAACUCGGGCGAGCAGGACGAAACGGACGUGAGCGCGUAUCUGUACAUCUACGCCUACAUCCUGAAGCGCAGCCGGCGGGGCGGGUUCCGCGAGCGCACCACCAUCACGCUGCGCUUCCGCUCGUUCGACCGGUACGAGGACAACAACCGGGAGGCGCAGAAGUGGCGCGCCUCGAUCAAGCAGCUGGUGGCGGGCGAGCCGGUCCAGAAGCCGGUGGCGUACCAGCCGCGCGACACGCGCAAAAUGCUCAUCAUACUGAACCCCAAGUCCGGCUCGGGAAAGGCGCGGGAGAUGUUUCAGCAGCGCGUGGCGCCCAUCUUUGCCGAGGCGGAGAUUCCGUACGAUCUGCACAUCACGAAGAAGAGCAACUGGGCGCGGGAGUUUGUGCGCGUGCGGGAUGUGUACCUGUGGCGCGGGAUCGUCGUCGUCGGCGGGGACGGUAUCUUCUUCGAGGUGCUGAACGGGCUGUUCGAGCGCGAGGAUUGGCAGACGGCGAUCGACGAGCUGCCGAUGGGGAUCAUCCCGUGCGGGUCCGGCAAUGGGUUGGCGAAAACCGUGUCCUUUCUUUAUGAAGAGCCUUUCGAAACGAAACCCGUACUGGCGUCAGCUUUAAUGGUAGUUAAGGGAAAACAUUCCAUGUUAGACGUAGUUAGAGUCGAAACUCGUUCCAAUAUCAUGUUCUCGUUCCUGUCGGUCGGCUGGGGUCUCAUCUCGGACAUUGAUAUCGAAAGCGAGCGGUUGCGUGCCAUCGGCGGGCAGCGGUUCACCGUCUGGUCCGUCCACCGGCUGAUCAGCCUGCGCACGUACCAGGGCAAGGUGUCCUACCUGCCCGCCCUCGUCAGCCCCGUCAGCGGGGCCGGCGGCGAAGGGCUGAACGGGGGAGGCGGUGGCAUCGGUACGCUGAAGCACAGCGUCAGCUACAACACCACGCUCAACUGUCGCGACUGCCGGGCGGGGCUGGGCGGACAGGAUGGUACGAACGGCAGCUGCGACGCCUGUGAUACAAACUUUAGCGACGUGCUGUCGCUCGAAACCGGCACCAAUCUGGACUCGUUCCGGCCGCGCAUCGACAGCUGGUACUCGGCGACGUCGCGCAAAAGCACCUACUUCUCCACGGUGGACAGUGUGUACGAGAGCGACAAGGCUUCGAACGACGAUCCGACGCAGUGCGGCCCCAACGGUGGCACGGCAUCGCACGUGCAGAUGUACGGACCACCGUCCCGGCUGCCGGCCCUGACGGCGGCCAUCCCGGACAGCUGGCAGACGAUUGCCGGGGAGUUUGUGAUGGUACACGCCGCCUACCAGACGCACCUCAGCACGGAGUGUUACUUUGCGCCCCAGUCGCGGCUGAACGAUGGUAUCAUUUGGUUGCUGAUCAUACGGGCGGGCGUUUCCCGGUCGCAGUUGCUUUCGUUUCUGCUGGGGUUGAGCAGUGGCACGCAUCUGCCGCUGCAGCCGAACGAAUACAUCCAGAUGGUGCCGGUGUCGGCGUUCCGGAUUGAGCCGGCCGGCACGAACGGUCACAUGACGGUCGAUGGGGAGAAGGUGGAGUGUGGCCCGAUCCAGGGGGAGGUGUUCCCCAGUCUGGGGAAGGUGAUGGUACCGAAGUAGGAAGGAAGGAUUGUUCCGAUGUUGGCGCCUGUUUUGUCUUUUUUCCGGAGGGAGUUUAGUUUUGUAAUCGUUUACAUUUGUUACCAGCCUGAGUGAGGAAAUGGCUUUGAGGGGAAAAACCGUUUCCGUUUCCGAUGAUAAUUGUAUUAUUUUUGUUAGUAUAUGUUUAGCUGAGAGACAGGGAUAGAGAGAGAGCGAGAGAAAGGAAGCGAAUAAGAUUACCAUUUGUUUGAAGCGUCUUACAAUACAGCUUAGAGUUGUAUGUGGAUUAGUUUUGCCAGUGUAAGGCAUCAGGAAAGUUGCAUUCCAAAACCAAGGGCAAGAAUAGAGGCAACACAUCAAUACACAUUCGUGCCAAAACGUGUGUUACGUUCGGUUGAGGUCGACCAAAAAAACCUUCCGUUUUCGUAUAAAAUCGUUAUUCGUGUACGGUGUUACCUUUUUUCCGGAUUUUUGUUCUGCACAACAAUUCCGUUUGUGACCUAUUUAUGUACGUGCUGCAGUCACAAGAUCAAUUAGUAAUGCGAACAAACUCAUAUCAGCAUCAGCAAGCAAGCAACUGGGGCGCGUGCCACGUUUACCGAACGAACGAAAGGACAGGGGAGGGGCUGUUGGUCCCGGGUGGCGAUUACGGAACGAUAAGCAAUGAACCAAUUCUUAGGAUGAUACGUGCGAUUAGGGUAAAUAAUGAAUAUAGAGGGGGUUUGAAGCCAGUCCCGAAGUGGUGGUGGUAGUUGAAGUAGUGUAGCAAACCAAACUAAGGAAGAAGAAGCCUAGUGCGGAGGAGGAGGGAAGGCGAGAAAGUAAACCAAAUGAACCAGUUGAUUGAUUCAUAGUAGACCAUUUUAAAAACGUACACUUAAGCCGCCGCGCCUCCCUCGCGUAAGAUACACGCAACGCAACAAUAGAUACUACUGCCCGGCCCUUUAGAAUGGCGAUAACGGGACGACGGUACCGGGCGCUUCAAACUGAACCAUUUCCCACGUAAAACACACGUUAGUAUGAUAGAGAGAUUAUUCGCCACCGGCGUAGCGCGCAUAGAUCGAACAACAAACAACCAAGCAAUUUACUACUAGUUCAUUGGGUGAAAGGAUUAUAUUAUGAUAAUGUUUACACAGCUCUACGGGGUGUAGACGGCCACAAAGGUGAGGGGGUGGGGGAGGGCAUUAUCUCCCCCUCUCCCACCCAUUCGUAAGUUAGUAAAGGAGAGUGUAGGUACGAUAGAUUUAGUACGAUUAACACCGUUUUUUUUUUUUCGAAGAGCGAAUAAGGUUGUUCCUGCACAUGUGGCUUACGCUAUAUCGAUGCGCAGGAGCCCGAUUACGGCGCGCACCAAGUGCAUACAGUGCAUAACAAACAAAAGAAAGAACGGACUAAACAAGAAGGUUGUGUAUGCCGCUAGGAAAAUGGAUUUCUAAUGUUUUCCGGUGGUAAAAUAAAACAAAUAACUAAAGCGUUGCACUAGACACAUUCCGCUGCCAAUAUUCCAACGUGCGGUUGCGCGCUUAAUUGUACAUAUAUUUCCACAUUACAACACACACAAAAACACCUCUAUCGUCGAUACACACACAUAUUUCUCUAUAACGAAAGCGAGCUCUACCGAUAGGAACCACUGCAGUAGUAGUAGUAGUAUUAGUAGUUGGUACACUGUACACGUCUCUUAAUAUACCUCUACAUCAAUGAUAUCAUAUGAAAAGAAAACUCUCUUGCAAUGCUGUGUAGGAUAGAUUGUGUUUAGAAAAGUGUUUUACUUUCCUUUUCUACGCUCUUCCCUUUUUCUGCUCCUCAUUCCUUUCCUACAAAAUUGCCUGUGCUGUAGUCAGGAACACCAACCAAAAGGGGAAAGGAGAGAUAGUACAGAUUUCAUACGGCGAACGCACAUAAGCAGACCGGAGUGUAGUGUAGUUCCGUAACCCGUAAGCGGUAGAAUCAAGAAGCAAGAGUAUUGUUAAACCUCGUUUACAAUGUAUUUCGUAGUCCUGUGGCGCCAACCACCACAUAAACAAUUAGACUAUAGAGACACAACACAAAAGAACCACACACACACACACUAACCCAGCCAACCGUCCAUGGAAGCAGUUAUUACCACACAAAACAAACGCAAGCAACAUAAGUUUAAGUGAAGAAGAAUAUGACUGUGAUUCGUUACGAUCAAAUGUGGGUUCAGUUGUUGUUGGUUGCUUGGUGUGUACCUACCACCCAGGAGUGGGAGCGGGGUGGUGGUGGAAAUGGCUGAUUGUUUUAGCAAAGCAUUGUUGUUGGUUUGUUUGUUUUUGGUUGUUGUUUUGUUAUAAAAUUUAAAAUAAAACAGACAAAUAAGAAGGCAAAUUUGCACGACCCUCGUGUGCACCAGCGGAGGGAGGACGGUCCCAUAUUAUAGCGCAGAGUUGGGGUGCUUUGUGUUGCUUGCUUUUUUGGGCUGUUGUUAUAUCGGAUCAUGUCCCGUGUGUGAGGAAGUCAGCAAAGAAAUUUAUUACCUAUUCAAUGAAAUAGAUGAUAAUCCAUUUGUAAUAUAAAUUGAUAAAGAAAAACAUUUAAA
Molecule: messenger RNA, 5127 nt
Organism: Anopheles gambiae (African malaria mosquito)
Lineage: Eukaryota; Metazoa; Arthropoda; Insecta; Diptera; Culicidae
Product: sphingosine kinase 2
Exons: 4
Coding region: 531-2588 (685 amino acids)
Biological process (GO): sphingosine biosynthetic process
Cellular component (GO): intracellular membrane-bounded organelle; membrane; cytoplasm
Source: RefSeq, a predicted model, not a curated record